GCCAUGCCCCUCAGCCCCUUCCGCCGCCUCCUACUUGCUUCCCUGCUGCUGGUGAUGUUGUGGACGCUCUUCGGGCCCUCGGGGGUUGGGGAGGAACUGCUGAGCCUCUCAUUAGCAUCUUUCCUCCCGGCCCCCGCCUCACCAGGACCUCCCUUAGAUCUGCCGCGCCUUUUGAUCCCCAACCAGGAGGCGUGCAGGGUUCCAGGCGCCCCACCUUUCUUGCUGAUUUUGGUGUGCUCAGCUCCAGGGAAUCUGAACCAGAGGAAUGCCAUUCGGGCCUCGUGGGGUGGGCUGCAUGAGGCACGGGGCCUCCGGGUGCAGACGCUCUUCCUGCUAGGAGAACCCAGCAGGCAGCAAGAGAACUACUUGGCCCAGGAGUCAGUGGCCAGGGCGGACAUCUUGCAGGCUGCCUUCCAGGACUCCUACCGCAACCUCACCCUCAAGACCCUCAGUGGGCUGAACUGGGCAGAUAAAUACUGCCCCAUGGCCCGCUACAUCCUCAAGACCGAUGAUGAUGUUUAUGUCAACGUUCCUGAGCUGGUGUCUGAACUGAUUCUGCGAGGAGGCCCUCCGGAAAGAUGGGACAGAGGUCUGGAACCCCACAAAAAGGGCAACGUUAUAAAUGAACAGCAGAAAGGUGGCCAGGCCUCAAGGAGAGAUAAAGUGCCUCUCCUGUACCUGGGCCGAGUGCAUUGGAGAGCUAGCCCCUCUCGGGCCCCGGGGAGCCGGCACAGAGUGUCCGAGGAGCAGUGGCCUGACACCUGGGGUCCUUUUCCACCAUAUGCCUCAGGCACAGGGUACGUGCUGUCUGCUUCUGCUGUACAGCUCAUACUCAAGUUGGCCAGUGGAGCACCCCUUCUGCCACUAGAGGAUGUGUUUGUAGGGGUAAGUGCUCGCCGAGGAGGCCUCACCCCAACCCAUUCAGUCAAGCUGGCUGGUGCCACCCACUACCCCUUGGACAGGUGCUGCUAUGGGAAAUUCCUGCUGACAUCCCACAAGUUGGAUCCCUGGAAGAUGCAGGAAGCCUGGAAGCUACUGCAUGGAUUACAUGGGGAAAGAACUGCACCUUUUUGCUCCUGGCUUCAGGGAUUCCUGGGCAUCCUGCGGUGUCGGUUCAUGGCCUGGCUUCAUAGUUGACAAUGCUUGGAGCUGUCAGAGUAAGGAGCCACCAGUCCAGCCAGCACCAAGACCUCUUUCAGGCCCUAAGGGCUCUUGUUGGCUAAAGCGGAUUAACUUCCUCAUACCAGACUGAGUCUGUCUCCAGAUAGGAGCUUGGAGUUUGGCUUUCCAGCCCCAAAGCUGGUCACCAGAUAUACAAUAAUAAAAAUCCUGGGAUUGUUCCAUUUCCUGAGCCAGGGAAAAAGAGGGGCAUGUGCUCCUCAAUAAAACUUGCU
This is a messenger RNA of Dipodomys ordii (Ord's kangaroo rat), 1394 nucleotides long. RefSeq names its product UDP-Gal:betaGlcNAc beta 1,3-galactosyltransferase, polypeptide 4 (gene B3galt4). The transcript has a single exon. NCBI's taxonomy places the organism in Eukaryota, Metazoa, Chordata, Mammalia, Rodentia, Heteromyidae. The coding region runs from base 4 to 1137 and encodes 377 amino acids. Gene Ontology annotation, molecular function: N-acetyl-beta-D-glucosaminide beta-(1,3)-galactosyltransferase activity. The record is from RefSeq and is a predicted model, not a curated record. Gene Ontology annotation, cellular component: membrane.